CUUCUGCUCAACCUCCUGCCCUCCUGCUGUACCAGGUGCUGCCAGUAGGUGCUCAGGUCAGGCUGUUCAUGGAGGCUCCUGAUGCUGGAACUUAGAACCUGGAGUGCUGAGCGCGCUGCUCAGAACACAGAAUGUCAGGGAACACUGAUCCAUUCACCUUGGCAAAGUCUGUAGUCAACACAAACCUCCCAGAGUAGCGGACCCUGUUCGAAGAACCUGACUCUGCUGAACUGCCCUCAUGGGCAGUUACCUGGACAAAUCUGGCCCGCAGCAGCCUGCACCAGGUCAGGAGGGCAGGGACAAACAGGAGAGGCCAGACUGCCGCCCACCUGCCCGGACCUCAGCUCCCACCCUGGUGACCCAUCCUGUCCGCCAUGUUUACCACUCGCUCCCCACUCCUCUGCUCCCGGCCUCCAGGAGGCAUUGCCACAGGGACUUUGGGACAUCCUCAAAACGCUACGUGACGGUAUCUCAAAGAUGGGAUCCACUUCCACAGCCCGGGUAUUCCCAUGUGGGCGUACUUCCCAGGGUGUCCUGGGAUGGCUGCCCCAACAAGAAGACCCUGCUACCUGUUUGUGAUUUCAGGUGGGUGGGCCGCCCAGGGACUGUGAGGAUCCCCCCUCCUGACAGAAAAUGGACUCGUUCUGCAGGACCAGAGCAGGUGAUCAGCUCAGCACUGUCCUCACCAUCACGUGACGUCCCAGACCCAAGUGCCAAGGAGACUGUUCCGAGUGCCCUCAAAGACAGGAUGAAAAAGACAGUGAGGGGAGAAGACCAAAUAUUUGCUGAUGGCCAGGAAAAUAGAAGAAGUUGCCAUGACAGCAGUGGGACUGGACAUUCAGCCCUUGAGCCCCUGCCUAAGCCUGAGUGUCUGAAGAAAGGUCCCGAUUCACAGAGCUCAGAGGACCCCUUGAAUAAGAGAUCAUGCACAUCUUCUGCGAGCUCCUUGGCCAGCACGUACACAUGUGGCAUCCCCGUCCCUAGACGCAAUGCCAUUACCAGCUCCUACAGCUCUACCCGAGGCUUCUCAGGGCUCCAGAAGAGAAGCGGGCCCAGUUCCUCGCCCUCCUUAUCGCGCUCCCAGACACAACAGAGGCCUGCAAAGUAAAUAAUAGGAGAGGAGC
Molecule: messenger RNA, 1124 nt
Organism: Nycticebus coucang (slow loris)
Lineage: Eukaryota; Metazoa; Chordata; Mammalia; Primates; Lorisidae
Product: nuclear envelope pore membrane protein POM 121C-like
Exons: 1
Coding region: 239-1108 (289 amino acids)
Biological process (GO): RNA export from nucleus; protein import into nucleus
Cellular component (GO): nuclear pore
Molecular function (GO): structural constituent of nuclear pore
Source: RefSeq, a predicted model, not a curated record